UUACGGCCAGUCGAGUUAAAAUGUCUGGCGAAUACAGACGCGUGGUCGGCGCUAUAGCUCUUAUAAUAAUCAAUUUGUUAUCAACAUGCGAAUCCGAAUGCAUACUAUCUUUGAAUAAAGAUUUCAACAAUAUCGGCCCAGUGUUCAUACGGAAUGGGCAGUUUCUGGAAACCAACACGAAGAAAGGCGACAUCACCUUCAGCAGAUCUGAUACAGUUCUGAUCUCCUGUCCGAAGAGGAAGAUUGUGCUUGCUAACCAAACAACUAGCUAUGAGACCCUGGAGGCCCAUUGCAUUGUAAACAACACGUUCCGGGUGGACCGUCGGAUCCUCAGCUUCAAAGACAUCCGCUGUAACUCCCAUCCCUGGUUCACCACCCAGGAGAAGAAAGAGACGUGUUACAAUGGACGGGCGCAGAUGUACCAGGUCGGUUACCAAGUGAAAAGCACCUUCCAUCCGAUAUACGAAGCAUGUUUCGACAAGAACCUGGUGCGGACACAUUACGUCCAACAUCGGAUCACUCCCAACAGUGUGUUUCGGCAAAACGGAUUGAAGAGGCCACAGUUUACUGAGGGAACCCUGUUUGGAAAGAUCCGAAUGAACGAAGUAUACAAAAUGAAUAGCCAAGUGAAGACUCUCGACGCAAUACUGGGGCCGAAGAUGGGAGACCGUUACUUGAGUAAAAUACAGUUCCUCUCAAGAGGUCAUCUCGCUGCCAAUGCGGAUUACGCCACCAGUGCCCUCAUCAGAGCUACCUUCCACUACGUCAACACUGCUCCUCAGUGGAUGAGAGGCAACGCCGGAGACUGGGCGGCAUUAGAGGAAGCUUUAAGGCGCCGUGUCCAUGAGUUAGAUACUCCAGUGUUGGUGUAUACUGGGAACCAUGGAAUGAUGACGUUGUCUGAUAAAGGAGGUCGGAUGAAGGAGAUUUUCCUACACGCAGACCUGAAUAACAACUUCGAUGUUCCUGUUCCUAUGUAUUUUUAUAAGCUAGUCUACGACCCGACACAGCAGAGGGCGUCAGUGUUUAUAACCAUAAACUCAUCCUUUUAUAACGACACUAUGGUAAACGAUUUAGUGUUUUGCGACAACACGUGUGACAAAGAUGAUUAUUACAAUAAUUUCAAAUGGUUGCGAUGGCGAUCUAACGAUGGGACCUUUAGUUUUUGCUGUGACUAUGAUCAAUUCGCUAGGAAAGUCGAUUAUUUACCGAAACUCGAUGUUCGGGGGAGAUUUUAUUGAGGUGUGGCGACACUCUGACAAGUGACAGAUGACAGAAGUCGCACAUAGACUAUCGACAAGCAAAUCAACGGAUGACGUCAUAAAUUCUUCAUAGCACAUGUGAAGUUUACAUGCAAAUAAACAUGGAACAUAGAAAAUCCCAACGAACAACAGUUGGGCAGAAAGCCCGCCAGGCACGAUCACCUCGCCUGGUCGGAGGAUCCUCCUUUUCUUAGGGAACUUCUCUGUUCCCUAAAGAGGUAUAUUAAAAUAACUGUCGUGAGACGUGUUAAGUUUAAUAGAAGUCUUGUAUAGAAACUCGUACAACUGCGUCCACUGAUCAGCAUCGUACGGACCGCAUCAUCGGCAAUGCCUACAUGCGAUGCGUAUUGAUGACGUCAUAUGGAUUGCGUGCGAUGCGUACGAUGCGGGCCUGUGGACGCUUACCUUAAUGCGCUAACCAUGCAGAAUAUGCAGUAUUAAUUGUAUUCCUAGUACUAAAUCAUUAGCUCUAUAUUAUAUUUUAUAAAUAAUGUUAUUUGUUAGUGUUAAUAAAAUAAUAAUUUUAUUUC
Messenger RNA from Spodoptera frugiperda (fall armyworm), 1792 nucleotides. RefSeq lists its product as uncharacterized. The record is from RefSeq and is a predicted model, not a curated record. NCBI's taxonomy places the organism in Eukaryota, Metazoa, Arthropoda, Insecta, Lepidoptera, Noctuidae. Gene Ontology annotation, cellular component: mitochondrial inner membrane; nucleus. The transcript has 8 exons. The coding region runs from base 21 to 1241 and encodes 406 amino acids. Gene Ontology annotation, biological process: apoptotic DNA fragmentation. Gene Ontology annotation, molecular function: metal ion binding; nucleic acid binding; RNA endonuclease activity.